Molecule: messenger RNA, 6537 nt
Organism: Volvox carteri f. nagariensis
Lineage: Eukaryota; Viridiplantae; Chlorophyta; Chlorophyceae; Chlamydomonadales; Volvocaceae
Exons: 9
Coding region: 1-6537 (2178 amino acids)
Source: RefSeq, a predicted model, not a curated record
AUGGAACGACUUUCGGACUCGGACUCGGACGACGACGAUAGCUACCAUCCUCUCGGCUCGCUGGUUUUGCGGCCGGCUAUCACUGAACCUGCCAGCCCUGCCAUCUUAUGGUCCGGGACAGAUGGAAACGUUUUGCCAGGUUCCGAAGCCCGCCAAUGCGGCGCUAUCGGGGGCAUCGAAGGCGCCCCUAGCGCACGACCUGCCGUUCGCGCUGCUUCUGAUGAAGUCGUACCUUCUCCACUUGGCGUGACGGGAACGAGCGGCCCUGAUUCUAGCCUGACAGUGGUCAGCCCGUCGGUGACAGCAGCCACUCGCGCUCCAGCCCCUUCCGCAACCUCUUCAAAUGAGGUGUACGAAGGGCGUGGCUGGCUGGUUGGCGCGGCGGGGCGGUUGGCGAACACCGCGGAGCUUCGAAGGGCACACGCGACGGCCACAGACGCCGAGCAGGUCGCAGACGCGGCGAGGCUUGCUGCCGCCCUGCAGCAGCACCGACAGCAACAGCAGAGGUCGGCUCAGCAGCAGCAGCAGCACGGCGAGGAGGCUGCUGUGGAGGCCACAGGCGCUGCUGCCGCUGGCUACACGGUUGCUGCGGGUCUAGCAGCAGGGACAGGAGGAGUCGCUACUGCUCCUGAUGUCGCUGUUGCUGCUGCUGCUGCGACUGCGGCGGCGGCGGCGGAGCAGCAACGGCAGCAGCGACUGCAGCAGGAACGUGAGGAGUUGGAGUUACUAAUCCUGAAGGAUUUCCAGGAAGCCAUCAAGGCUGCGGAGUCGGAGGGCCCCCUGGUGGCUCCCAGCGGCCUCACCCUGGACUCCACGGUGGCAGGUCUGGGACUGGAUGACCUGGACGCCCUUAUCGCUAGACUCACAGCCGGGACGGCAGAUCUGGAGCCGACGGGGCGCCCCGGGCACGUGGCAGCGGCAGGGGCCCUAGGCAGCUUGGCCAGCAGCACCGGCAGCCCAGGCGCUGUUGGUGGCAGUGUGUGGACGAUGGAGCCGUUGCCAGCCGCGGACAGUCUGUGGAGUGAUGAGGAGGAGGACAGGACGGAGGGUGAAGUGCGGCACGGGGCCCGCGAGGUUGUGGUUGACAGCGAGGGCGGGAGCGGGAGGGGCCAGAGGGAGCCUGCAGGGAAGGCGGCUAUGGCUGUGGCUGCGGCAGGCCCUGUGGCUGCUGUGGCUGAAGCAGCUGUGGCUACUUUGCCACCGGUGGCGGUGGUGGUAAGGGAGCAGGGCACGGAGGCGGUUGCUCCUACUGCUGCAGGUCCCCAGGUCCCGGCGCCCGGGGCUGCAGGCAGCACUACGGGGCCGCUGCCGGCCAAGUUCAAGUUCUUUGCGGGGCCCGCAGGUGCGGGUGGUGCCACGGCACCACCGCCGCCGCCAUGGGGUGCUGCCGCCGCUGCCGCUGGCGGCGGCAGCGGGCCGGUCGUCCUGGACUUGCGGCAAUCGAUCGCGGAGAAGGCGCAGCGCAACAGCCGGGAGGCGGAGGCACUGGAGGCGCAGCGCCGGUCGCGGCGCCUCGCAGCGGCGAGCAGCGACAGCAGCAGCGGUGGCGGAGGCGGCGAGUCAACUGAUGAUGGUGAUCGCGUUGAUGGCAAGACGGCGGUCCCGGAGGUCCGUCCCGUCCCGCCAGCACCCUUGCCGGCCGCAUCCACUGCCCCCGAGGCAGCGGCGGCCGCACCGCCGCCGGCUCCCCCGGCCUCCAAAGCUGCGUCGCCGCCGCUAUCACCGCCAUCUCGUGUUGCCGCUGCAGCGGGGGGUUCCGCCGGCGCCGCGGCCGCGGCCGCACCCGAAGCGCUCGCGCGGAUAAACACGGCGCUGGGGAAUCCAGCAGCCACCCGGCCUACACGGGGCGGCAGGACCCUCUCCGACGCCACCGUGGCGACGGUCACGGUGCCAUCCAAGGAAGCAAUCUCCUCGGGCGGUGACGGUGGCGCUACAGCCUCUACGGCGGUGGCCACGGCUCGGUGCAUCAGUGUAGGCAUCGACGCCGCUGACUGCCGCCCUGCCUCGCGUUCAGUGUUCGUGUGUACGACAGAGCGACAGGCGGAAGAGGAGGAGCGUGUCCGGGAUAUUCGGGAGUACCUGAAGGCACGUGCAGCAGCGGCUGCCGAGGCGGCCGAGCGACAGCGGCAGGAGGUAUCGGCAACGGCAGCGCCGAGAGGCGCUGAGGAGAGGCGCUGGCCGGAGCCUCCGGCCGCGGUUGCUGAACGAAUCGCCGUCCUUACGGAGCGCCAGGCAGCGGCGGCGACGGCGGCGGCAGCAGCAUCCGCAUCGACGGCAACGGCUCCCAAAACUGCCCAGCCUCGCGCUGUGGCGACGUAUGCAGGCGGCGAUGGCGAUGGCACCGAGAGCCGGUUAGCUAACGGCGGCGGCCAUGAUGCGGGAAGCGAUCGCGGGCCUGUUGGGGCCUCUCGCGCGCUGCCUGGCCGGACACCGGACGCGACGCCGGCCGCUGCAUCCGUGACUUUCGCGGCGUGCAGUACCGAGGGGGACGAGGACCUCGUGGCCGCUCCGACACCGGCGUCUGUGUCCGACGCGCGCACGGAACGCGGCGCGCGGAUGGCGGCCGCGGGCACUGUAAUUCCUCUUGGGCGCCCAUCGGCGCAUAGCACCUCAUCCGCCCCGGCCUUCGACGCCGAUGCUGCGGCAACUGCAGCCGUUGCUCUGGUGUCCCCUGUCGCGCCAUCCUCCAUCACCGCCACCGUCAGAUCGGCAGCGGUGGCCGCCGCAGGGCCGCCGCUACCGCUACCGGAGAAGUCCCCCGCCGCUGCAGCGGGCAUGCCGGCUGACCUGUACCGUCUGCCUGCUUGGCUGCCUCACGCCAGCUGCUUCACGCUGCUGAUUACCUCGCCCGGCAACCUUUCUAGCAGGGAGGUAGGUGCCGUCCUCGAGUGGCUUCUGCGCGCAGCGGCGGCGGUAGCGGUGACGUCAGCGACAGCUACCGCCGCGCCUGCUUCUAGAGCUGCAACGUGGCAGGAGCUGCCUGCGUUCUCUGUCGUCGGUGUGCGGCUGCUGGCCGUCUCGCCGUCGUGGCCACCACUGCCGCCCGCGCCGAAGGCCGCUGCGCCGGUCGGCAAGGCCAGCAGCGGCAGUGAUGGCGAUGUUGGUAUUGCAGACGUGCGGGUUUUGGCUGUCGCAUGUGUGCCGCGCGCUGGCAUUGACGCUGACGCAUAUAGCCACGAGUUACCUGCCACGGCGGCAGCGGACGCGGCGGCUGCUGCGACCACCGCGCAGCGGCUGGCGGAGGCGUUGGCUGCUGUGCCGUGGAGCGCGAUUCUGCUGGAGAGAGAUGAGAAGUUCGCGGCCGGCGGCGGAGGCGUUGCGAGUCGGGGGUCGGCGAUCCCGGGCGGUCAUGAGGCUUUGCGCGGGUGGCUGGCAACGCAGCCCGGUGCGCAAUUGCUGUUUAGUCCGCUGCGCCUACCACCGCAUGCUUUCAGCCAGCACCAGCACCGAGCAAGCAGCUCAUGUGCCGUAGCUUCACCAGGUGCUACCGCCGGCGGCAAUGCGGCUGCCACCGUUGCUGACGCGCCCGGCAUCACUACCUUUGUGUCCGUGGUGACGGCCGGCACGCUCCGAAACCCGCAUCUGCUACGCCGCCUGCUCGACCGAGCGGCCUGCUUGGGCCUCACAUUGCAAGGCUUGCAGGUGGUGUACUCCACUGAGGAGGCCGCGGCGGCCGUAGUGGCGGCGACGCCGCACCGUCCAUUGGCGUACACCGGCGCUGCCGUACUUGCGUUGUCAGGCCGCAAUGAGCCGCUGCGUCGCUGGCAGGCAACCCUUGGGCCGCCGGAUGCGCGCCUGGCCUGCCGAACGGAUCCAUCCUCACUGCACGCUCUGUACGGCGACGUCGCACGGCACAUCACCUGCUCUUACGACGACGCCACCGCCGCCAGAGAGCUGACAGUGCUGUUUGCUGGGCACUUCGGCGCCGCCGGGCAACCGACGCCGGCAUCACCACCAUCUCCGUCGCCUCGCCAGCAGCAGCAGCACCCUCAAGGCAGGCUCCAGCCAACUUCGACCGCGCCGUCAGUCGCAAACAAGGGCGCCGCUGCUGCCGCCGCGGCUGCGGCUGCGGCGACCUGCGGCCUGGUAGGUGGCAGCCCAGCAGAGGCCCAAUGGCUCGCGCUGCCAGCGGCCGGCGCGGCACAGCAGGCGCGCGCACUCUGGUGCCUCCAACACCUCCUCUGGUGCGGCUACAGCCUUGGCGGCAUGCUGCUGAUGCACCUGCCCAGGGAGCCGUGCUCAGCGCCGGCUCCGCCGGCGCUGAUUUUCGAGGUUAGCAAGGAAGAGGCGACGGAACAGCUGCCGUUGUCGCUGGCCUCCGUGCCAUCGGCGCCGGCGUAUCGGCAAUUUGUGACAGCACCCGCAGGUGCAGCGGCAUUGGCGGAAUCUGAGGCGUCAGCGGUGGUGCGAUCCCUGCUGUCGCCGGAUGCUCUCCGUACCCGCCUGGCCCUAUCGGAUGUUCAGGGCCUGCCUCAGCCCUACGUCGCGGAGCAGCUGCUGGCUGCAGCGGCGGCCAUUGACGCCGGUCUGAGCCCGGCGGACGAUGGUGAAAGCAACAGCGGGGGCGGCGGCGGUGUCGGUGGCGGCGGGGCUGACAGCGCCGCGGGCAUGGCUGCCCUACACCUCCACCAUGGCAAGGACGAAAUCGCAGUGGUCGCGUUGCAGACUCGCCCGCUCCACACCGGUGCCCUUUUGCUGGCAGCGCUAACGGCACACGCCACCGGGUCCGGUGGUGGCAGCGGCAGCCGCGAUUCGGGGUCACCGUCGUCGCCGGACUGCCUUGAGCUCGUCGCCUGCCGCUACUUGCGGCAGGUGCCGUCUGACGUAGCGAACUGUCUUGCCGUGCUGCAUGCGAACCAGGGCAGCGCCGCCGCUGGCGCGACGGCGGCAGCGGGUGGCGCCGGCGGGGUUGGGGUCGCUCGUGUUGGGCACCGCUUAGUAAUUAGCCGGCCGGCGCUGCUGGCUGCUUUCCACGGACCCGCUGCACAAUUGCGUGUUACACGCUGGCUGGCGGCGGCGCUGCAACGAUUCAACGGCGCGCUGGAACUGGCGUCACCGUCAUCGUCAACAGUUCCGUUGUGUUCUGAUGACGCAGCGUGGGACGCCAUGCUCAACCAGCUUCUCCGUGACUAUGCGACGCCGGUGGCUACGGCGGCGGCAGCGACGGCAGUGCAACAGCCGCUGGCGGCGGUCAGCGGCUCGCAGGCUGCAGCCAAGCGCGCCCUGUCGUACGCGUUCGGGCCAGGGCAUGUGUUCCUUGACCCUCGGCAGCAUGAUGGCGUCCACAGGCCCCUGCUGCAUACUGGGAUAGACGUCCCUGGCGUAGCGGCAGCGUCGCCAACGCCGCUGUUCCGGCUGCUUUCGGGGCCAGAGCCCUUGCCUGCGGUCGUCGCGCUGGACUUUGCAGCGCUCCACAGAAACGUGUUGCCUCGCCUCCUGAAGCAGCUGUCCCGGGAGGGCUACGUAAUCCACGCAGCCUCCACGUGUCGGGUGCAGCCGGGCAGCGCCUUCGCCGCCGCCAUGCCGGCUCUCAGCGCCCAGCCCGCGGUUGUACUGCAUGUGAGCCGCAGCAACGCGGUGCGGCACCUGCGCGUCAUGGCAGCUACGCUGGCGGCGCCGCUGGCUGCCGCCACCGUCGCCGCAGGCGGAGGCUGCGGCGGAGGCUUGUACACGUGCGCUACGUGGCGCGACGCGGUGAACGUGGUGGCGGAGUUGUGGCCGCACCCGCCGCAACCCGGUGCUGAUGGACCGAGUCUGGCCGUAACUGUCGGCGCGGGAGGGGGAGCCGGCAUCACAGCUAGUGGUGAUGGUGGUGUGCUCGCGUCCCAUGGCGGCGCGAUGGGUAAGCCAUGCGCAAGGCGGUUUGUACGACCGGAGGGAUCGCGGCUGCUGCAGCUGACAGCGAUGGUGGUAACGCCGGGCGCGCCCCUAGCAUCCCCAGGUGACGGUGUGCCGCCCGCUUUGGACUGGCCGCGCCUUGCGGACACGCUUCAAGCGCUCCACUCGGAGGGCUUCCGUCUGGGAGCCGUACGCGCCACCGCCGCGACACCUCGAGACAUGUCCGAUCUGGGUCGUGCAUACUUCCGGAUCUCCUCCGCGCAGCAGUACGGCAUUCACGCGUCAGCCGCUGCCGCAGCGGCCGCGGCCGCAGCCACCGCUGCAGCCCGUGGCGGGCAACAAUCUCUGAUGGCGCCGCCGCCGCCGCCGCCGCAGCCGCCGCCAUGCAACCUUGUCCUGCUCGCUCUGACUCGCGACAGCGCCGUCACGUCUUUGCAGGUCUUGUUAGACGAGGCUGGGCGGGUGGCGAGUGAGGCGGUGCGGCAAGGUUCUCUGGGCAAGUCUCAGGGCCCUGCCUCAGUGCCGGGGGUGCUGUCAGCCCUUCCUGGCGGGGGACCCGGGCGGAGGGCAGCGGUGGCGGCGCUGGCGGGUGUGGCGCCAUGCGUGAGCGUGGCGCACAGCCCAGCGGCCGCGGAGCAGCAGGUUGUGGCGGUGUUUGAAGACGUUUUUGGCGCAGGUGGCGUGCCGUUGCUGCAGUGA